UGUGCGCGCCCGCUCUAUGAUGCUUGCGCGCGUCCCCCGCGCGCCGCGCUGCGGGCGGGGCGGGUCUCCGGGAUUCCAAGGGCUCGGUUACGGAAGAAGCGCAGCGCCGGCUGGGGAGGGGGCUGGAUGCGCGCGCACCCGGGGGGAGGCCGCUGCUGCCCGGAGCAGGAGGAGGGGGAGAGUGCGGCGGGCGGCAGCGGCGCCGGCGGCGACUCCGCCAUAGAGCAGGGGGGCCAGGGCAGCGCGCUCGCCCCGUCCCCGGUGAGCGGCGUGCGCAGGGAAGUCGCUCGGGGCGGCGGCCGUGGCCGGGGGCGGUGGAAGCAGGCGGGCCGGGGCGGCGGCGUCUGUGGCCGUGGCCGUGGCCGGGGCCGGGGCCGUGGCCGGGGCCGGGGCCGGGGCCGGGGCCGCGGCCGUCCCCCGAGUGGCGGCGGCGGCCUUGGCGGCGACGGCGGCGGCGGCGGCGGCGGCGGCGGUGGCGGCGGCGCCCCCCGGCGGGAGCCGGUCCCUUUCCCGUCGGGGAGCGCGGGGCCGGGGCCCCGGGGACCCCGGGCCACGGAGAGCGGGAAGAGGAUGGACUGCCCGGCCCUCCCCCCCGGAUGGAAGAAGGAGGAAGUGAUCCGAAAAUCAGGACUCAGCGCUGGCAAGAGCGAUGUCUACUACUUCAGUCCAAGUGGAAAGAAGUUCAGAAGCAAACCUCAGUUGGCAAGAUACCUGGGAAAUACUGUUGACCUCAGCAGUUUUGACUUCAGAACUGGAAAGAUGAUGCCUAGUAAAUUACAGAAGAACAAGCAAAGACUGCGGAAUGAUUCUCUCAAUCAAAAUAAGGGUAAACCAGACUUGAAUACAACAUUGCCAAUUAGACAAACAGCAUCAAUAUUCAAACAGCCUGUAACCAAAGUCACAAACCAUCCUAGUAAUAAAGUGAAAUCAGACCCACAACGAAUGAAUGAACAGCCACGUCAGCUUUUCUGGGAGAAGAGGCUACAAGGACUUAGUGCAUCAGAUGUAACAGAACAAAUUAUAAAAACCAUGGAACUACCUAAAGGUCUUCAAGGAGUUGGUCCAGGGAGUAAUGAUGAGACCCUUUUAUCUGCUGUUGCCAGUGCUUUGCACACAAGCUCCGCACCAAUCACAGGACAAAUCUCCCCAGCUGUAGAAAAGAACCCUGCUGUUUGGCUAAACACAUCUCAGCCCCUCUGCAAAGCUUUCAUUGUCACAGAUGAAGACAUUAGGAAACAGGAAGAACGAGUACAACAAGUCCGCAAGAAAUUGGAAGAGGCGCUGAUGGCAGACAUCCUGUCCAGGGCUGCUGAUACAGAAGAGAUGGAGAUUGAAAUGGACAGUGGAGAUGAAGCCUAAUGUGUGAUCAGGUUACUUUCGACUGACUUUCCCCAAGAGAAAAUUCCUAGAAAUUGAAUAAAAAUGUUUCCACUGGGUUUGCCUGUAAGAAAAAAAUGUACCCGAGCACAUAGAGCUUUUUAAUAGCACUAACCAAUGCCUUUUUAGAUGUAUUUUUGAUGUAUAUAUCUAUUAUUCAAAAAAUGAUGUUUAUUUUGAGUCCUAGGACUUAAAAUUAGUCUUUUGUAAUAUCAAGCAGGACCCUUAAGAGGAAGCAGAGCUUUUGAUGCCAGGUGCAAUCUACUGGAAAUGUAGCACUUAAAUGAAAGAUUUGUCCCCCCGCCCCAGUUUUAAUAUAAACAGAUCAGGAGUACCAAAUAAAUUCCCCAAUUAAAGAUUAUUAUGACUUCACUGUAUAUAAACAGAUUUUUAUACUUUAUUGAAAGAGGACACCUGUACAUUCUUCCAUCAUCACUGUAAAGACAAAUAAAUGAUUAUAUUCACAGA
Dipodomys spectabilis (banner-tailed kangaroo rat) is the source of this 1845-nucleotide messenger RNA. It is a transcript of the gene Mbd2, whose product is annotated as methyl-CpG binding domain protein 2. The record is from RefSeq and is a predicted model, not a curated record. Gene Ontology annotation, molecular function: DNA binding. The transcript has 7 exons. Lineage: Eukaryota; Metazoa; Chordata; Mammalia; Rodentia; Heteromyidae. Bases 127 to 1359 code for a protein of 410 amino acids.